GCUUGGUUUCCUGGGGACGGGGGGCGGCCCUCGAGGGCUUCGUGGCUGCAGCGCCGCGGAGCAAGGAGCGGUUGGUGAAGGAGGCGAGGACAGGUGUCCCAGCCAAGUGUCCCGGGCGCCAGCGCGGGGAGAUGAGUGAGAUCGUGGUGGCCUGGGGGAAAUCUCUUCAUCCCCACUGGGGAUGCUUUCCAUCUGGAAGAGUAAUGACCUGAGGCUAUAAAAUCUGAUAGCGCUGAUUAACCUCUUCCCUCCAGGAUCUCUUGGCCAGAUAUUUGGAUUUGAACUGCAUUUUAGAAUUCAUCUUUACUUACAAUGCCACCAUCAAACGGAGGUCCAGUUGGAUACACGCCCCCAGAUGGAGGCUGGGGGUGGGCAGUGGUUGUUGGAGCUUUCAUUUCCAUUGGCUUCUCUUGUGCUUUUGGCAAAUCUAUUACUGUAUUUUACAAAGAAAUUGAAGAAAUAUUUAAAGCCAGCACCAGUGAAGUGUCAUGGUUAUCUUCCAUCACGUUUGCUGUCAUGUAUGGUGGAGGUCCUAUCAGCAGUAUCCUGGUGAAUAAAUAUGGCAGUCGUCCAGUUAUGAUUGUUGGCGGCUGCUUGUCAGGCUGUGGCUUGAUCACAGCUUCCUUCUGUACCACUGUGCAGGAACUUUACUUGUGUGUCGGAGUCAUUGCAGGUCUUGGGCUUGCCUUCAACUUGAAUCCAUCUCUGACCAUGAUUGGCAAGUAUUUCUACAAGAGGCGACCAUUAGCAAAUGGACUGGCCAUGGCAGGCAGCCCUGUGUUCCUCUCCGCCCUGGCCCCCCUCAACCAGGCUCUUUUUGCUGUCUUUGGCUGGAGAGGAAGCUUCCUAAUUCUUGGAGGCAUCCUGCUAAACUGCUGUGUGGCUGGAGCCCUGAUGAGACCAAUAGGGCCCAAGCCAACAACUGCAGGGAAAGAGAAGUCUAAAGAAUCCCUUCAGGAAGCUGGAAAAUGUGAUGCAAACAAGGGGGCAGGUGAUGCAAAUACAGAAGUUAAUGGCAGAAACGCCCCAAAGGAGAAACAAUCCGUUUUCCAAAUAGUUAACAAACUUCUGGACUUAUCCCUAUUCAAACACAGAGGCUUUAUGCUGUACCUCUCUGGGAAUGUGAUAAUGUCUUUUGCGCUGGCUACACCUUUAGUCUUUCUUAGUAAUUAUGCCAAGAGUCAACAUCACUCUAGUGAGAAGUCUGCCUUCCUUCUUUCCAUUCUGGCUUUUGUUGACAUGGUAGCCAGACCUUCUAUGGGACUUGUAGCCAACACAGAGUGGAUAAGGCCUCGAGUUCAGUAUUUUUUUGCUGCUUCUAUUAUUGCAAAUGGAGUGUGUCAUAUGCUAGUACCCUUGUCCUCUAGCUACAUAGGGUUCUGUCUUUAUGCGGGAUUCCUUGGAUUUGCUUUUGGGUGGUUUGGCGCCGUAUUGUUUGAAACGCUGAUGGACCUGGUUGGAUCCCAGAGGUUCUCCAGUGCUGUGGGAUUGGUGACCAUUGUGGAAUGCUGUCCUAUUCUCCUGGGGCCACCAAUUUUAGGUCGUCUCAGUGACAUAUACGGAGACUACAAAUAUACAUACUGGGCAUGCGGCAUAAUCCUUAUUGUCUCAGGCAUCUAUCUCUGCAUUGGCAUGGGCAUCCAUUAUCAACUUGAGGCAAAAGAACAGAAGGCAGAGGCGAAGCAGAAUAAGGAAAGUAAAGAGAUGGAACCAAAAGAAGUUAUUAAAGCUGCAGAAUCUCCAGAACUGAAAGGCCCAGAAGCAGGACCCAAAGAGGAGACACUUUCAGGCUGACGUCAGAGAUAAACAGAAGCUUUGGAGCAAAGAUACUUGAAAAAUUCUACUGAAUCAUGUUCUACUCUUGGUGCUAACAGUGGAUAGUGGACAUUUGUGUGGAAGUCAUACCAGGUGUUCAUUGAUAGAACUUUUAUUUCCUUCCUUUACAACAGUCAUAAUAAAUAUGUCACGUCCUUAAGGGGCAGGGGAUUUGCAAAAGGUGACAGAAGGAAAAAGCUUUUAUUUGAAGUCAUAUUUAUUAAGGUAUACCUUAAAUACUUACAAAUCUCUUUUAUAAGAGUAAAGUUUAAUGAAUUUUGACACAAGUAUUUUGUCAAAUAACUACCACACUAAUAUAGAAUAUUUCAAACAGCCAAAAUAAUUCCCUUCUGCUCCUUUGCAGUUAAUCCCCUCCCCUUAACUAUAGCCCCUGGCAGCCACUGCUCUGAUUUCUGUCCCCUAUAGUUUUGUCUUUUCCAGAAUGGAAUAAAUGGAACCACAUAGUAUGUAACUAUGGCACAAUAGUGUAUAUAUAUGGUCUUUAUCCUCAGUUCCUGGUAUACAGCUCCUAGAAGCCUUGGAAUCUCUGGAGUGAUAAGAGUCUCUUUUGCAUGCUAAUUAGGUGACUGGUGGCUGGAGACCCCUUUCUUAACUUCAGGAUAGGGGCUAGUCUCCAAAAAGGCCAAAGCAUGAUUGGAGGGUUGGAACUUUCAGCCCCAUCCUCUGACCUCUGAGAAGGGGAGAAGGGCUGGAAGUUGGGUUCAAUUAUUAAUGUCCAAUGAUAUAAUCAAUCAUGCCUAUGUAAUAAAAACCCCUAAACUACAGAGAGCUUCCUGGCUGGUGAAUACUUUGAGGUACUGGGAGAGUAGUGUGCCCAGAGAGGGCAUGGAAGCUCCCUACCUCCCCUCCCCACCAUAUUUUACCCUAUGCGUCUCUUCCAUCUGGCUGUUCUGAAUUGUAUCCUUUAUAAUAAAU
Molecule: messenger RNA, 2751 nt
Organism: Globicephala melas (long-finned pilot whale)
Lineage: Eukaryota; Metazoa; Chordata; Mammalia; Artiodactyla; Delphinidae
Product: monocarboxylate transporter 1-like
Biological process (GO): transmembrane transport; monocarboxylic acid transport
Cellular component (GO): plasma membrane
Molecular function (GO): monocarboxylic acid transmembrane transporter activity
Source: RefSeq, a predicted model, not a curated record